This is a messenger RNA of Fusarium sp. VM40, 1509 nucleotides long. The record is from the annotation of a GenBank genome assembly. NCBI's taxonomy places the organism in Eukaryota, Fungi, Ascomycota, Sordariomycetes, Hypocreales, Nectriaceae.
AUGUCUUCCCUCAACGGCCCAGAGUCUCCGCUAUCGGGGUCACCAUAUUUAGAGUCACAGCUUGCAGCCAGGACAUCUCUACUUCUAAAUCUUCCUCCUGAGCUCAUCGAUAACAUUUUGUCAUAUCUGUCACCCUAUGACCUCUCAGCUAUAUCCGGCACAUGCAGAGACCUCCACAAACAUGCUCUCUCAGAUGUCCUAUGGCAUCCGCUCGUCCAAGAGAACGUUCCCGGCGUGACUCUCACAAGCUCUCAACCAUGCGAUAGUUACCAUGAGCUUUACAUCGCUCAUGACCGCUUUUGGUUCCUCCCACGACAGAAGAUCUGGUUUUGCGACCGUGACCUUACUGGCAGGCUCAUGCUAGUUCGUUAUGAUCCCCGACGGGGUUGCAUUGAAGGUUAUCAGUUGCUGGCCAGCAGAGGCCGACCGCUAAAUCAGAGCCUCCUCCAAGGCGAUGUCUUGAUUAGCGAGUUCGAUCCCAAAGUCAAACUACACCUCGACAAGCCUAUUCUGCAGUUUCGGAUAGGCGAAAUGGCACCGACUGACUUUACGAAUCGACCUGGGGCCAAUCGGUUCGCCGAUGAGAUGCCCAUUACGCUUGACGACCGGCUUGAUGCUCUGUUUAGCAACUUUAUGCUUACAUGUGAGAUCGACCAAGGAGAAGCAAAGGAAUCCCUCAAAAGGUCAUUUCCAUACGGAAAUAUCUGGCCUCCGCCUUCGGUGCCGUCAGAACACCAUGUUUCCGGCAGCAGCACACAGGUUACUGAGGAAGGCAUAUUCGUCAAUACACCGGCGAGUCGGCCAUGGCGCCGUCAAGAUGUUUCAGAGAGAUUCUUUCGAGUCCGACAAUGGAUGGAAAUGGCUGGUGGUUUAGCUCGUGUUGGUAUGGCUGCUGGUAUAACUGGGAUAUAUAACAUGCUAAGAUUAUCGCGCCUCGCAGCCGCCGGUGGUCUUCCCGGCGUUCAUGUCGGCGAAGAACUCAUCACGUACUCAACUCUCGAUCCGAAAUUAUAUACACCAACACCAUUAAAGCCAUGGAGAGGUAUCUGGGUUGGUGACUACAGCACCCACGGUUGCGAAUUUCUACUCGUUCAUCAACCUGAUGAUGAAAACUCAGCAACAGACGAAGAGCUCGGUCUUGUACGCAGAGACUCGGAAACCGAAGAAGCUUGGGAAGCAAGACGGACAGAAGGGCGGACGUUCCAAGGACGGCUCGAGGCUAUAAAGUUAACCGGUGAUCCAAAUGUUCCACGAGGGGAAAUAACCUUCGUAGCUGAUGACCUAGGACCUGAUGGUGUUGUAGAUGGUCCACCACCAGAUCCUCGGUUCUUGGGUAUAAGGACAGUGUACAGUCAAGGCCACAUUGCAAAUACAGGUUUUACUCAAGACCGAUAUGUUGAGAGUCAACUUAUACUAGUUAGUCACGAUCGUUUGGCACAGCAUUGGAUUGGGUUUGGUCAUGUCAGCUACUUCCAGAGGGUGGACAUUGACGAAUUUCUCAAGGUAUGA